UCCCUGUGGUCUAGUCCAGGGACGCCCCUCGCGGGCCGGGCGGUCUGGGAUGAGCACCGCGGCCGCCGGACGCGUGGCUGAUCCCUGAGCGAGGAUGGUGCGCCGGGGGCUGCUCGCGUGGGUCUCCCGGGUGGCGGUCUUGCUUGUGCUUCUCUGCUGCGUCGUCUCCGUCCUCUACAUGCUGGCCUGCACGCCAAGGGGCGACGACGAGCAGCUGGCGCUGCCCAGGGCCGGCGGCCCCACGGGGAAGGACGGGUACCAGGCGGCCAUGCGGGAGUUGGAGGAGCGUCAUCGCGACUACAUCAGCAGCCUCAAGAGGCAGAUCGCGCAGCUCCAGGGGGAGCUGCAGGAGAGGAGCGAGCAGCUCAGGACCGCGCAGCACCUGGCGGGGGACCCCGCGGGCCCCCCCGGGAGGGCCCAGGCCGACCUGCUGGCCUUCCUGCGCUCCCAGGUGGACAGGGCGGAGGUGCACAGCGGCGUCAAACAGGCCACCGAGUAUGCCGCCGUACCCUUUGACAGCUUCACCCUGCACAAAGUGUACCAGCUGGAGACGGGCCUGACCCGCCACCCCGAGGAGAAGCCCGUGCGCAAGGACAGGCGGGACGAGCUGGUGGAGGUCAUCCAGCUGGCCGUGGAGGCCCUGAGCAGCCCGGCCGAGAGCGGCCCCGACCAGCGGCCUUACACGGCCUCGGACUUCGUCGAAGGGAUCUACCGCACAGAAAAGGAUAAAGGCACUUUGUACGAGCUCACGUUCAGAGGGGACCACAAGCACGAGUUCAGACGCCUUGUCUUGUUCCGACCGUUUGGCCCCAUCAUGAAGGUGAAGGAGGAGGAGCUGAACAUGGCUGGCACGCUGGUCAAUGUCAUCGUCCCACUGGCCAGGAGGGUGGACAAGUUCCGGCAGUUCAUGCAGAAUUUCAGGGAGAUGUGCAUCCAGCAGGAUGGGAGAGUUCAUCUCACUGUCGUUUACUUUGGAAAAGAAGAAAUGAAUGAGGUCAAAGGAAUACUUGAGAACACUUCCAAAGCCGCCGGCUUCAGGAACUUCACCUUCCUCCAGCUGGACGGGGAGUUCUCUCGGGGAAAGGGGCUGGACGCGGGCGCCCGCGCCUGGACGGGCCACAACGUGCUGCUCUUCUUCUGCGACGUGGACAUCUACUUCACCGCCGAGCUCCUCAACACCUGCAGGCUGAACGCGCAGCCAGGGAAGAAGGUGUUUUAUCCGGUCCUUUUCAGUCAGUACAAUCCUGGCAUAAUAUACGGCCAUCAUGACUCGAUCCCUCCCUUAGAAAAGCAGCUGGUCAUAAAGAAGGAAACUGGGUUCUGGAGAGACUUCGGGUUCGGGAUGACGUGCCAGUACCGGUCCGACUUCAUCAACAUAGGUGGCUUCGACCUGGACAUCAAAGGCUGGGGUGGCGAGGACGUGCACCUUUACCGCAAGUACCUGCACAGCGACCUCAUCGUGGUGCGGACGCCCGUGCGGGGCCUCUUCCACCUCUGGCACGAGAAGCGCUGCGUAGACGAGCUGGCGCCCGAGCAGUACAAGAUGUGCAUGCAGUCCAAGGCCAUGAACGAGGCGUCCCACGGGCAGCUGGGGAUGCUGGUCUUCAGGCGCGAGAUAGAGGCCCACCUCCGCAAACAGAAACGGGAGACAAGGAGCCAGAAAACAUGAGCUCCCCGAGGCCCAUGUGGGGAGAUGGUUUAUUUUCUUUCCUUUUGCAAUUACCAAAUGAAUGGCUGCAACAAGGAGAAGAUUGCCCUGAAGGGCAAGAAAAGAAUUUGACUGAUGAAAAGAAUUUGAUUAGUAAAGCGGGGCGAGGGGGGAGCCUCCUGUUUUCCUCUGCCUGUUUAGCUUCUGCAUCCUGGCCUGCAAAAACAGCCCAAACGCACCCGUCCGGUGUCUGACAAAGGCGGCCUGAUCGUGAGAUUGUGAGCCUAAUGGUGUGUUUACGCAAAGCAAGAGCUGUUUGUUGUCUAGGCUUACUGAACUAUUCACGAACGAAGACCAGUUUUGUAAGAAGUUCAUUAGAAUGGAAGGCCAGCACAUCCCUCCCCAUCUGAGCGAUUAUCAGCGGGGCUGUAGUGUCUGGGAUGCUGAAAUGUCAGGAGGCCGGUGAGGAGAGACCCUGUGAAAUUCAAAGAUACACGCAUCGUGAUCUUUGUGACUAUAUCAAGCAAAACCAAAUGGACUAAAAACGAAAAAAAAAAAAAAACCCAUAGCUAUUGUAUCAUCUCCGCCCAAGAUUAACCAAAAAUAACCUGCUCAUCCAUCUUUUUGGUUGUAGUUUUAACAAUCUCUGUUAAUUUUAUUUAAAAUGCACUUUUUUGGCUUAUGAGUUAUAUUCUGCUUCUUUAAUUACCCGUUCGCAAGCCUUACCAAGAGAGCAUAAGUUAGCUACAUUUUUGCGUUUUUUUUGAGAAGAUACUUUUAGCUGCAUUAUGAGAGCUUUCAGUUCAGAGCAUGGGA
Kogia breviceps (pygmy sperm whale) is the source of this 2464-nucleotide messenger RNA. RefSeq names its product chondroitin sulfate N-acetylgalactosaminyltransferase 1 (gene CSGALNACT1). The record is from RefSeq and is a predicted model, not a curated record. Gene Ontology annotation, cellular component: Golgi cisterna membrane. Gene Ontology annotation, molecular function: glucuronosyl-N-acetylgalactosaminyl-proteoglycan 4-beta-N-acetylgalactosaminyltransferase activity. NCBI's taxonomy places the organism in Eukaryota, Metazoa, Chordata, Mammalia, Artiodactyla, Physeteridae.